UUUUUAGAUGUUUAUGGUUUGAAAUAAAAUGAACUGCAUAAAGUAGUAAUUUGUCUAGUUCUCAAAUAAUUUAUAGUAAUUUUAAUGAAUUGAUAGUGGACGCUUAAAAUAUAAGCGUUAUUGUUUAGAAAAUGUGGCCGACAUUGUUAGACAUGACAGAGGACGAAUCUGUAGAAAGUUUAAGGCAUCUAGAGUUAGAAGCUUAUUCAUCAUUAGUAUCUGCUUUAAGAGCUCAAGGAACUCUAAAUCAAGAAAAAAGGAAUUUACUGAAGGAAACAAGUAUUCUAUUAAACAUUUCAAAUGAAAGACAUAAAGCUGAAGUGCGUAGGGCUAUUAGUGAUGAAAGAUUAAACACUAUCGCAUAUCAUGUUACUGGGCAAUUGAGUUCUUUGGAAGAUUGGGCAUUAGAAGGUCGAAGACUUGUACCAUUAUUGCCGAGGGUACCCCCUCAAACACCUUACUCAAUAAUAGCUGAUGAGGCUUCCGAUACAGCUGUACAGUACAACAGCCAACUUCCAUUGCCAGCUAAUACAGAACGUAAAAGACCAGCUACAUCACCCGUUCCCUCAGUUUCAACCAAUGAUGUAGCUGGAAAAACACAGACAUUUAGAGUUCCAGAAGUUCCUAAAGAAGAUUUUAAGAAACGUAAAAGUUAUGCUGGUGAAAACAGUAGUCUUGCUCAGCAUUUACUGGGUAAUAAAAUAAGUAGAAUACAACAAAUUUAUCGUCAAGCUUCAAAGAUCUCAAAGCAUAAACACAAAGAUUUGGAUGAAACAGAGAGUAAAGAUUUGAUAAAAUCUAGUUUAAAUCCUAAUUCUGUGCAUAAUAGAGUUCAAACUGUGACAGCUCCAACUACUGUAAAUUCUCAGAAAAUUAAUAUUAUACAAAAUGUUUCUAUACCGCCGAUGGUGUCUGAGAAAUCUACAGAGACGAAUAUUACUAAGGAAGUAGUUAGUGAAAAUCAUUUACCCAAUCCGAAAAGUGUUAAUAAUGUGACGUUUCUAAAACAGUCUUCUAGUGAUGACACUUCCGAUCCUGUACCUAAAAUGAACACUAACAAAACUAUAAACAAAGGCAAAAAGUUGAUAGUUGUUUCAAACGCUUCAACUAUAACUACAAAUAGUAUAUUACAAAAGACUUUGUCAGUUCCAAUGAACAAAUUAACUAAAUUAAAUUUAGAUAAAUUUAAAUAGUAGGU
Molecule: messenger RNA, 1198 nt
Organism: Sitophilus oryzae (rice weevil)
Lineage: Eukaryota; Metazoa; Arthropoda; Insecta; Coleoptera; Curculionidae
Product: BRCA2-interacting transcriptional repressor EMSY-like
Exons: 4
Coding region: 132-1193 (353 amino acids)
Biological process (GO): regulation of DNA-templated transcription
Cellular component (GO): nucleoplasm
Source: RefSeq, a predicted model, not a curated record